Messenger RNA from Alternaria rosae, 668 nucleotides. RefSeq lists its product as uncharacterized. The transcript is spliced from 2 exons. The coding region runs from base 20 to 457 and encodes 145 amino acids. NCBI's taxonomy places the organism in Eukaryota, Fungi, Ascomycota, Dothideomycetes, Pleosporales, Pleosporaceae. The record is from RefSeq and is a predicted model, not a curated record.
CCCAUAACUACAAGCAACCAUGGCAGGCUAUGGAAACCGCACAGCACCAGACUACACCGCAGAAGACCUCCAAGACCAACACAGCACCACGCGUCUCGGUCUCGUAGACUCUCACACCCCGUACCACAACCCCCACGAAAAACACGGUUCGGGUAUAACAGGCGGCGCAGGAUUCGGAAACAAACGCUCCUCAUCCACCCCCGACACUGACACUUCUGAAUUUCGCUUUGGCAGCCACUCAGACACAGCGCCGUACUCGCACGGGACAGCCAUGGGCAGCGGGUCGACGGGCGGCGCGGGGUAUGGGAAUAAGACGGGGGAGAUGAGCGGACCGGAGCCGGAUUCUCUCUUAGGGAAAGUGGUGGAGAAGGUGGGUGGGUUGGUCAAAAAUGAUAAGGUGGAGGCGAAGGGGAGAGGAAUGAGGGAGAAGGAGGGGUUUGGGAGGGUGGUUGAGUGAAUUGACUUGGUAACGUAUUGCAACUGCGGAUGCUUCCGAGCGAAGCUUCGAGCCUUCAUGCACCGGAACAGAAGCUUCCAAGGUUUUGUUUGAUCGCUAAUCGCUUCUUUAUUCAUACUAUAUUACUAUUCCAAGUACAUGAGUGAAACAAAAGGAGUGUAGACAUCGCUGACCAAAGCAAACCCCCCUGAACCGAAUCCAUGAUAAACCU